This is a messenger RNA of Frankliniella occidentalis (western flower thrips), 3181 nucleotides long. RefSeq names its product modular serine protease-like. The record is from RefSeq and is a predicted model, not a curated record. Gene Ontology annotation, biological process: proteolysis. The coding region runs from base 576 to 2741 and encodes 721 amino acids. Lineage: Eukaryota; Metazoa; Arthropoda; Insecta; Thysanoptera; Thripidae. Gene Ontology annotation, molecular function: protein binding; serine-type endopeptidase activity. The transcript has 11 exons.
GGGGGUACCGGGGUACUCCGGGCCGUCCAAGUCUCUCCGCGGCGAGCCGAGCGCGGAGCGCGGAGCACAGCCGAGCGGCGAGUCAAGUUCAGUGCUCAGCUGACGGCCGGCCGGAGCAGACGGCCGCCUCAGCGCGGAACGGCCACAAACGAAAUCAACAACAGCAAAACAACAACAGAAAAGAGCGAAAUGAAAACAAAGUGAUUCCCGCCAGCCCGCGCCGUGUGUGACGUCACGAGACCUAUCUGUGGUUCCCGCUGCUGUGAUAAACUUACCGACCGAGGAGGAGCCGCGACGACAACCAGUCUGCGUCGAAGAAUUAUUGCAAACAGCAACAACAUCAGCGGCAGCAGCAAGAACAAGAACGCCGGCAGCCCAGUGCAGUGCGCAAAUAGGAAUAAAUUAUUGUAAUAAUUUAAGUGGUGCGGACGUGUAUAAGCUGUGAUUUCUGGUUCCCACUUUUCUUCCGGACCGUGUGACGUGUGAGACGGCAACGAUGCCCGAAAUUUGUGAACACUCAAGAAAGUGCUAACAGUUUUGUACCUGUAAUACAAGGAAAGUGUAGUGUAGGCACCAUGUCGCAGUACCUCAUCAUCCUUCUGAUUUCCCACGCGUUGUUAUGCUGCCACCUGACGGACGCGUGGCAGCAGCAGCAGAGCGAGCAGAGCGUGUCCCUCAACCGGACCGCGAGGCAGGCGUGGAGCGACUGCAGCUUUCGGUGCCAGUCGGGGAGCUGCAUCGACACGGACCGAGUGUGCGACGGCAAGAGAGACUGCGACGACGGCUCGGAUGAGACGCGGAACAUUUGCUCCUCGAACGCUGUGUGCCCGGGGUUGUCGUUCCACUGCGACUACGGCGCGUGCGUCGACGCGGACGCGCGCUGCAACGGGGUGACGGACUGCGCGGACGGCUCCGACGAGCACCCCCGGAUCUGCAACCCGGGCCACAACAAGGGCGACGGCAGCCAGGGCCAGGGCAACCAGGGCGGCCAGGGUGGUGGAGGAGGUCAGGGCAACCGGCCCGGCAACCGUCCUCAGGGCGUCGGCCUGAGCAACGGCGGCCAAUCGUCCCUCAACGGCGGAUGCAGGACGGACGAGUACCGGUGCGCCAACGGCCAGUGUGUCGACAAGACGGUAGUGUGCGACGGUCGGCGGGACUGCAAGGACGCCUCGGACGAGACCUACACGCAGUGCUACAGCGUCAAGUGCCCGUCGUACUCGUUCCGGUGCGCGUACGGAGGCUGCAUCGACCGCGACCUGCGCUGCGAUGGCGUUGAGAACUGCGCCGACGGCUCGGACGAGAACCAGUGCGAGGGCGGGCAGCGGCCGUCCACGGGCAACAACGGGAGCACCAACCCCCGUCCCACCCAGCGGCCCACACAGCGGCCCACCCAGCGGCCCACCCAGCAGCAGACGCAGCCGCGGCCCACCCAGCGCCCCUCGCAGCCGUCGGCGCCGCCCGCCGCCAACGACAGCCCGCAGUGUCGCCUGCCCGAGCGGCUGCAGGGCGGCAGCUACCGCGUGGACGGCUGCUCCGGCGGCGACCGCACGCCACUGUGCCGCGGCGUGCCCAACACGCCCGUGCCGCACACCACCGUGCUGCGCUACGAGUGCAACCAGGGCUACCAGCUGAGCGCCGAGAACAACUUCACCUUCUGCCUGUCCGGCACGUGGACGCCCGAGCCGCCGACGUGUGCAAAGAUCUGCCCCGCGCUCAUCUCCACGUCCGUGGAUCUCGAGUGCACGGCCAAGGACGGCAAGCCGGUGCGCUGCGACAAGGGCCAGCUGCCGGGGACGCGCGCCAAGCUGCAGUGCAAGCCCUCGUACCGCUUCCCGGCGGGCGCCACCCCGGACUACGACGCCGUCAACUGCCUGCCGGACGGCACGUGGGACUGGCCCCUGUUCAAGUGCAUCCCAGAGUGCGGCGUGGCCAUCGGCAAGGGCCAGACGCUCAUUGUCCACGGCAGCGACGCCAACAUCGGUGACUUCCCCUGGCACGCGGGCAUCUACGACAAGGAGCAGAAGGAGGGUGUGACCCAGGUGUGCGGUGGCACGCUCGUGCUGCCCAACCUGGUCGUCUCCGCGGCCCACUGCUUCUACGACGACAACGUGGAGAAGGAGAUGCCGCCGUCCCGGUACAAGGUGGCCGUCGGCAAGUACUUCCGGGACUGGGACGCCCGUGAGCGCGGCGCCGUGCAGAAGAGCGACGUGCGCACGGUCCACCUGCCGACCCGCUACCGAGGCAAGUCGCGCAACUACGCGGACGACAUCGCGCUGGUCGAGCUGACGGUGCACGUGUCCAUCAGCGCCGUGGUCAUGCCCAUCUGCGUGGACUGGCUGGGCUCGACGCUGUCCGGCCUGCGCAAGGGCGACGUGGGCACCGCGGUGGGCUGGGGCCGCACCGGGGACCGCCAGCCGAGCGCCACGCUGCUGUCGGCGCGCCUGCCCUUUGUGCCGUUCGACGAGUGCCUCAACGGCAUCCCCGAGACCUUCAGGCCCUACAUCACCAGCGACAAGUUCUGCGCGGGCAACAUCAACGGUUCGUCGGUGGCCAAGGGUGACAGCGGCGGCGGCCUCGCGUUCAAGGACCCCACGUCGUCGUCCUGGUUCCUCCGCGGCAUUGUUUCGGCCGGCGUGCCCAACUCGGUCACCUAUUCGGCCUUUACCAAUGUCGACUUCCACAAGGAGUGGAUGUCGAGAGUACGCUCAGAGGCCGAGAACCGACGACCGAAGCAAGGAUGAUGUCCUUCCAGUUUUAUGGACAUGUAGGGCAUACUCCAGAUCACCCUGCCCCCUCGGAACAAAAGGGUGGACGUGCGUGGAAUAGAGGAAAGGACUGAUCUCGUCUAAGGGGAUUUUGAAUAUCGGCUGGCUACGUUCGGAGUGAGGAAAAGAGAACCUGUUGUGCUGAUUCUGAUCUGAUACGUCAGUUCUGGUGAAGCCUCAAAGGAUUUUUCACUUACUGAUUUAUUUAUUAAUUUUUUUCUGCGUACUUUUUUUCUGUCAGAUGUAAAGGAGUGUUGGAUUGUUUUUAGACGGACCCUUUGACUGUUUCCAUUUUUAAACAUUUUUAGAAUUCAUAAAAUGAAUCUUUGCUCACUAUUUAAAAGUAACCUUCAGACAAAAAAUGUACGCAAUUGUUUGCUCAAUAAAAUAAUGUGUGUGCCAAGAAUCUACUUAAA